Molecule: messenger RNA, 1852 nt
Organism: Protomyces lactucae-debilis
Lineage: Eukaryota; Fungi; Ascomycota; Taphrinomycetes; Taphrinales; Protomycetaceae
Product: bicyclomycin resistance protein
Exons: 1
Coding region: 94-1803 (569 amino acids)
Biological process (GO): transmembrane transport
Molecular function (GO): transmembrane transporter activity
Source: RefSeq, a predicted model, not a curated record
CACAGAACCGUCGAGACGCCGAAGCCUGUAGCUAGCUAUAGCUUUCUUCACAAGCCUAGCAAAGGCAUUCUUGCCCAAAUAUCGUGGUUGCGCAUGUCGAGUGUCUCGACGGUUGCAGGAUCCGGUAAGGAUCUCGCGAGCCAAUCUGUUUGUUCAACAGAAACGCGUUGUGAGCGGUUACCUGUACAAAAAUCAUGGAAGCCCUGGAUCAGAGCGUAUCAUGCAACGAGCGAUCUCCUCAAAUAUCCAUAUCCUGGACGGGGAACACAAGAAGAUCCAUUUGUGAUUGACUUCCUCCCUGGCGAUGUCGAGAAUCCACUCAAUUGGUCACAUGCAUACAAAUGGUUCGUGUCGAUGCUUGUAUCGAUUGCAUUGUUUGCCAUCUCUUUCGACUCCUCAGCGUAUGCAGGAGGACUCAAGGGUAUCAUGGAGGAAUUUGGUGUGAGCAUCGAGGUUGCAACAGCAGGCAUCUCACUCGUCUUGCUGGGUUUUGGGCUAGGCCCUUUGCUCUGGUCGCCACAAUCAGAAGUCUUUGGCCGACGACAGACGUAUGUCGUGACGUAUGGUGCUACAGUGUGCUUCCUUGCCGGCUCAGCAGGCGCUCAAAACAUUGAAACACUGCUGCUCAUGCGCUUCUUCACAGGUGCAUUCGGCGCGAGUCCGCUGGUCAAUGCAGCUGGCGUCGUUGGUGAUGUAUUCGAAGAGUCAAAGCGUGGCAUUGCAUUCAGCUACUUUGCAGCAGCACCCUUUGCUGGACCUGUUGUCGCGCAGAUUGUUGGUUCUUGGGUCGGUCAGAUUGAAGGCUGGCGAUGGGUGAUGGGCGUCAUGUGCAUAUUUACAUCCGUCAUGUGGAUCAUUGGUUGUUUGUUUGUGCCAGAAACGUAUCCGCCUGUUCUCCUUCGAGCUCGAGCAAACAAGAUGACAAAGGAGUCUGAGAGCUUGUACAUCUCUCGCUAUGAUGCAGCAAAACGUCUCGACCUCAAAGCACUCUACAAAGUAGCACUGCUACGACCUUGGGUCAUGCUCUUCACCGAGCCGAUCGUCACGCUCCUUUCAGUCUACACGGCCAUUGUCUAUGGAGUACUGUAUCUCUUCUUCACUGCUAUGCCUAUUGUCUUUCACCAAGAUCGAGGCUGGUCGCAAGGCAUCACGGGUCUCUCCUACAUUGGCAUCACUAUUGGUAUCUUUUGCGCCAUCUUGUACUCUGUCUGGGAUGACAAGCGAUACCAACGUUGUAUCGCGCGAGCUGCAUUGACGACAUUGCCAGGUCAAAAGCCAAGAGCGCCGCCAGAGUCACGAUUACCACCUGGUAUGAUUGGCAGUGUCAUGAUGCCCAUUGGUCUCUUCAUAUUUGCCUUUACCAAUCGCAAAGAAAUCCACUGGAUUGUGCCAAUUAGUGCAACUGCUUUGUUUGGUUGGGCUGAAGUGGCCGUCUUUCAAUGCAGUCAGACGUAUCUGGUCGAUUCGUAUGGGUUGUACAGUUCGUCUGUUUUGGCUGGCAGCACACUCCUUCGGAGUCUUGUCGGCGCAGCAUUUCCACUCUUUGGAACAAAACUUUACACAGCACUUGGCAAUCAAUGGGCCUCCUCGAUACCGGCAUUCUUGGCAUUGGCAUGUGCACCAUUCAUGUUUGUCUUUUACAAAAAGGGACCAGAAAUUCGUCGACGAUGCAAAUACACUGCCGAGGCAGAUAGAGUGUUUCACGAGUCAUUCAAGGCAGAUUUAUCAGGGGUGCCUGAUUUACAACGGAAACGUACAAGGGACGAAAUGCAUGAAUUGCAUAGGGUUGUGAGUGUAGUCUGAAGGGUGGCUUAUUGUAAAUUCUAGCCAUAUAUCAAGCAUUUAAUGAAGU